GGCUGUGGUAUAACUUGCAGAAAAUGAAAAUGGCUGUCAGGAUAGGGAAGAUGAACAAUGUCAAAAUGGGGCUGUGGUAGUGGUCGUGCUGAGAGGAGGAAGCUUAAAUUGAAUAUUUUUUAAUCAAGAUUUGAUAGAGCCAGAGAGGAAAAAUGACACGUCCGUUAGUCAGUCCUUCCAAAUUCCAUGGCUUACCAUGGGAAACCUGGACUAACGCUCUGGGUCCAACUUCUCCCACUGAAGAUAAGCCUCCAGAAACAAAGCAGUCGGAGAGGAAUAAGGCUGGUGUUAUGAAAUUACCCAAAGAAGAUGAUGAUUGCUGUAGUUUAUUUUUAACCACAUUUUGUGGUCCAGUUAACUCUUCUUCCUUUGGCUUGCUCAAUUAUAUGAAAGAUAUGAAGAUCUUUGGCUUGUGUCCAGAGAGAGAUCUGUUCACAGUGGUGGUCUGUGAAACAUGCAAUAUGGUUGUUAAACCACAAGCUCUCCUGGACCAUUUUGAAAUGAGGCAUUCAAAUAAUGAUAUCCUGCCAACUCAGCCGACAGUUGGUGAGGUGGCAGUACAACAACAACCAACAACAGCAAAGGUAGUCAAGACUAUAGCCAAAAAUCCACCGGCGAAGGUGAAGACAAAAAAGACACCAAACAAAGAGAUAAGCAAAUCGAAAGAUGGAGUUGUGUCAGGAGCGCCCAGCCUACCUGUAUCUCUGACAUUGGAGACUCCUAUCCCUGAUCCUACCACAUCUAAGGGAGAGACUCUUCAACCAGUAGUAGCACUGACUCCACUAAGUAGUGGGGGAACUGCUGUUGUACCAGUUGUAAGUAAAUCUACUGCCUCCUCCUCCGCCUCUACAAUAGCGGUGCGCAGCAAGCCGCGACGUCCGCCACGCAAACAUGCUCCCAUUAAGAAGCGGGAGUAUGACCCUGACAAACACUGUGGAGUUAUCACUGCUGAGACAAUGAAGCCGUGUACUUGGUCUCUGACGUGCAAGUCUCAUCCAAUGAGUCUUAGAAGAGCUGUAACCGGUCGGAGUAAACCAUUUGACCAACUACUCGUCGACCAUCGUCAAGCGAAGGAAGCACUUCUCAAGCAGAAGAGGAACUUAGAAAACUCUUCAGUGAUGCUAACACCUCCAUCAUCCUCAUCGAGUUCAGGGUCGGAACAGAAAAUCCAGCCAUCUGAGAAGCUGUGCGUAGUCGUAGAGUCUGUGACAACACUGCUGUUACGUCUGCCUGAACUUAGCCUGGAUGUUACCCCGGCCAAGCGGAUUUACCUGUCAUCCUCACCCCAAGACUUGGUGAUCAAUAGUGUGGAAAGACCUACUUUACCCUUAACCACUACACCUGCGCCCACGCCUACAUCCACCGCACCCACACACACCCAGCUCGAUGUGGUAGCAUUCACUCUGAACCAUCCUAGAGCUCUUAAUGUGAAUCCAAUGUUCUCAAGUCACAAAAUCGGGGGUCUGGUAUACACUAACCGGCGUAUGCAGAUUGCACGGCAAGGUCUAGAGUCGUGUUUACACAGAGCAGGAAACGGCAUAUGAGUAGCAACCUAUGGACGGGAGCUUUCGGGCUCGCCGUCCACCCUGAGCAAUGUUCUUGACAACAUGAGUUCUCAGGCUGUAUCCCAGAAAAAAGCUGUCAAACGCAGUAAAUCAGACAAACUCAAUAAGCCUACAAAAAAAGUGUGCUUAUCUCAAGAGGCCACAAGUUUACUCAAUCUCCAGUUAAGUAGUUUGAAAUCUGUGCUCUUGAGACAAUACCCGAGUCCGACGAAUCGUCUUUUAGUUCCCUCGACAACAAAUCCUCACUUAACUGUACCUGGUAUUUUGAAACGAUCGACUGAUUCUCCACCUAAAGCGCAAAACAGUAAGGUGAAGAAAAAUUCUUCGGUUACGGAAUCAGUGCUGUCAGUUCAUUCCAAGAAGGGACUAGUGACCAACAAUUCGACUGUACCCUAUGUGCAGUUAGCUAUCACAAACAACAAAGUGGAUUCUGACUACAAGACCGUGAACCUGUGUGAAACACCCCCCAAGUUCACAAACAGUAAUACAGUAAUUAAUGAAACCGAUCAACAAAAGAUUGGACUAAUUGAAUGAUUUUUACUUAUUUUGUCGAUAAUAUUGCUUGUUUACUCUAACAAGGAAUACUUGUAUCAGUAUUUUUCUUAUAGUUAUUCAGAAUUAUUUUCAUGGUGAAAGAAUAAUUAAUUAUAAAUUUAAAUUAUCGUUAGAGGUAUCACCUCAUAUUACGAGUACUUAUCUUUUGUAGUACAACAAAAUGUCAUUAAACAUCACAUAAGUGUAUGUACACUUUAAUUUCUGUUCUUAAAAACUCUUCAUAUACUUAUGUUGAUUUAAGCUAACUUAAUUCAAUUUGUUAUGGUUAAUAUAAGUUUAUUCAACCCUCCAAGAGCUGACAUGUGUCCUGUGAUGUCAGCGAGCUGCUUAAUAGUGCUAACAUUGCGAGAAAAAUUUAUGAUUUUUUUAUCCUAAAAGUGCAUUUCUCCCGUUUUAGAGCAGUAUUUUGAGGCUGUGAAGACAGAAAGUGAUGAUGAAAUCAAAUCAUUUAACACAUUAAAAAUACUAUUUAAACAUUGUCAUUAAAUAAAAUUUACAAAAAAAACUGUGCAUUUGUGCACCACUUAAAGGCACUAAAAAUUGGCUUUUCUAAGGUCUUGUAAAAAGUGGAGCUAAUUUUGUUUAUUGUUUUAUUAUAUGUACUUAUUAUAGUAUGUAUUUGUAUAUACCAUAUUUGCAUACUAUUAAGUCAUUUACUAUACUUUCUCUUAUCUAUGUGUAUGUAUAAAAUAUUGAGAUUGGAGGAAACUAUUUUCAGAUUUAGUGGAAAUUUUGGGGUCAGCUAAGUCCAAAAAUUGUGUUAAAAAUAGCUUGAUUUCAAGCAAUGGAUACACUAGUAAUGAUUUAUUCAGUUAUUAAACCAAUAUGUGAUUUCUAAAACUUCAGUCCCUUGGAGGGUAACAUAACAAAUUUUACUGCAAAUUUUGAAUUAAAAAUACUGAAUAGAACACAAUUAAUAUUGUUAACCUGUUACUGUAGGUAUACACUGUAGAUUACUCUUGUUGUUGUUGCCAUUGUCUACAAUACAAUCUAAAAGAAAUAAGUGGACAGAAUAUUGUUGUUUUCUGAUAAAUAUUUCAGAGAAACAAACAAUUUGAAGGCCACAUAGGAUAUCAAAGAGAGACUGCAUUAUUGAGGAACAACUAAAAGUUCGUUAAUUGUGAUAACAAAAUGAUGAUGAAGUCACCUAUUACAAAUAAAUGAUUCUUGUUGAUUGUUAAGAAAAUCCACUAAAUUUUAUUAACUGGGGGAUUUACAGCAUUAAACCCAUUCUGUAAGUCUUGGAGUUGUAUUGGAAUAUUUAGUACUUUAUUUAUUUUUAUUAUCUUAGAUUAUCUCAUUUUAUUAUACAUUUUCUAUCACAAGCUUUGAAUAUAAAAUAAAAGAAUUAUAUACUAUUGUUAUUUUUACACUGUAAUAAAUCUUAAACAUUUUAUAUUUCCAAUACACAUAGUUCAGACUUUGAUAAUCUUUAUUCUGAUCUUGUGUUUGAUCUUUGUUUCUCUUUCCCUUUCUAAUAAAUAUUUUAAAAUUCUAUUGGUAUUAAAUUACAGCAUGACUCAUUUAAACAGUAAUAAGUUGAAAUGAACAUUAUGUGUGAGGACUGAAUACAGUACUAUAUUUAUAUAGAUACACUGAGCUGUUAUAGGUUAAAUAUCUAAUUUUCUGUUAAAACUUACUUAUGCGUUGAUUUGUGUGUGUCUAAGAAGAAUCUUUCAUUCAAUGCCACAGAGAGCAUUUUUUAAUAAUUAUUUAAUUUUGAUGAAUUUCAGUAAUAACCAUUUAAUUUAGCCAACAUUGAUGUCUACUUGUGAUUUAUUUUCUCUAAAUUGUGCCUAUGCAGUUAAAGUUCAAAUAUCCAAUAUUUAGCAAAAUUUUUACUAAUGUGAUUAGAUUGGAUUUUUUUAUUUCUACCCUGAUGUAAACUGUAUGCCAUACAUUAAAAUUCGAGCGAUGCACUAUCCACAAGCCAAGUAUUUAAAGCUAGUGUGAUGGCAGUAACAUUUUUCUGAUACCAUUGUAACUGUUGUCAAUAACCAACUAACUUUAUUUUCUAUUCCAUUCUAUAUUAGGCACUUGUUUUCCCUUCAAUUUAUUGUUUGCUUAUAAUGACAUUUUAGUUUUGAGUAUUUAGCUGUGUUGAAUUAUUUCUGUAAUUUACAAUAGCCCAAUAAUGAAUAUGGAUAUUAUGCUUUAACUGUAUAAAGUUUUGUCACAUAUAUUGUUUUGUAGUUUCUUGCAUACAGCUCCUUACAUUUAGUUGGUGAUACUCUUUCUAUUCACUGGAUAAGUCAUUAUUUAAUUUAUGUGUUUGUUUUAUCAAUCCAGGCUACUAAGAUAAUAUAGAUAAAUUAUAAUAACCAAUUUGUAGGUUCAAGUAUGCCUUAUUCAUGAAAUUCAAACUAUGGAUAGUAAAACUUAAACAAAAACUUAAUUUGAUAAUUUCUUUAAUGCCAACUUUAAGAUUGUGUGUAAUAUUCUACAAAGUGAUAGAAAAAUAUUUAUGUUCCCUAAAAAUACGUGUUGUAAAAAAAUAAUUUGUACAAAUGUUAAAAAUUAGAAAUUAUGCAUUUGUUUGUGGAUUACUAUAUUUUGUUUCCAAAUAAAUCAACCAAAUUAUGUUUUGUGCUAGUAAUUAGAUUCUUUAUGAUUCUGAAAGUGAAUGUUGAAAGCUAGAAAAAUUAAUUACAGAGCAAUAUGUGUCACUUGGACUGUACAGUUUGGUAUUAAUUCUCACUUCUUAAACAAAACAAGUAGACUAACCUCUGAUUUAUUAGUUGCAUUAUCAUUUAUGAUUGUUAUGUUGUAUGAAUAGCUUAAGGAAACAUCAAAACAGUCUUCAUACCCCGGAUUCCCAUGAUUCCUUCGGAUUAUCAGUUUGAAUGUAUAACACUACAGUUUCCUGUAAAACGUUUUCAAUGACACAGAAUACAGUUCUAGGUUAAUCGUUAAAAAUGGCUGGAAUGAAUUUAAGGAAUUCGUCUUUCUCCCCCUGCCAGAUGUUUGUGGCCUGCUCUCUGGUAACCUCUUCUGACAGUUAGGUGAUUCUGCAACACGAGGGUCACACAAAAAUGUUGUGUGCAGGGAAGUUUUAAGACGAUAAUCUUUAAAAUAUUAAUGACUGACUCAUUUUACAGCAUCCAAUACACAGUAAUACUUGACAUGUAGCAAACUGAGUGAAACAGUUUACAAUUUGAUCCCGUAGCAAAGCACAGGUAUUCAGCUAAUUUAGUAUAAAAACUUGUUGGAUCGUUACAAAAUAUUUUGUUACCCAAAUCAUUUAAAAUACAGUUUAAAUAUAUCCAAUGUGUUUGUGUUUGGCUUAAUUCAUUGAAGUUGUGUAUGCGGUUGAACAUAAAAAAGCUUUUUGUUUAAGUGAUAUAACACGGAUACCUAAUUAGCUGUAUUUGCAGUUACACAUUAUCACAUGAUGUGAGGCUGUAAAUAGAGUGAUAUUGGGAGAAAAUCAUAUUGUCCUGUGUAGAGUUUAGAUUUAAUGCAGAGUGUGCCGUAUUGCUCUACCUUUGUAUACUUCUAAUGAUUCAAAGCAUUUCCAUUUGAGCUCAAGCUAGAUUGUGCAGAUAGCUCUCAAAUAGACACAAUUGUGUUUAUAGUUCACAGUAGAUUGAAUGGUUGUUGUGUGCUUUAACAUUUUUGGCCUAGGUAUUCAAUUAUCUAGCAAUUUUAAGGCUCUGCCUUGCUCUAGAGUACUGUAUCGAUCUAGUGUUGAUUUCAGGGUAGAGUGUCGUGGUGCUAUAAGAAUGUACAGUAGAUCGUAACACAGAAUUGAUUUAUGAAUAAGCUAAUUACUGUGAAUAGUUAAUUUUGAAGUAAUUGGAACAUUAACAUGCACGAAAGGAUUGGUGCCAGUAACAAAAAUGGUUCAGUGAUCAUGCAACUAAGUUUAUAAUCAAAAUUGAGUUUUGAAGGUUAUAAUUAAGAAAAAUGCUAUUGGAUAAGACCCAAGUGACUAUUGCGCUCAGACUCUUGACUUACUGAUGUGUUAACCAACAGCUCGCUACUUGUAGUCUAGUACUGUACUGUAUAUAUUAUAACUAGCGUUUCUGUAAAUGUGUUGUAUAGUCGAGCUCAAAUCUUUCAUUUAAGUUGUACAUGGUUUUCCUUAUCUGUUAUUUUGUAGGAUAUUUGUACAUUGUUUUAUGCUGCCUGUGGUCAGCCAACAAUUCCUUGUAAAAUAUUUUUUGUAAUAUAUUAUUUAUAUUAUACACAAUAUACUUAAAUAUGGAAAGAUUGCCUCAGGAAACUGCACUCUAUUUAUGACUUUUCAACAUUUUGUACCCCUAGAAAUAAGGUCAAAUCAAUAGAUUCAGUUGAUUUAUGUAUAUUAUUUCUAAUACAUGUUUAUGUUAAAAACGUAAAACAAUAUUUUUUAUGUUGUUAAUUCAGGGAAAAAUAUAUUAUUCAUUGUCUGAUAUUAAUUAUUAUAAUUCAAGAUUUUUUAAUAUUAUACACCGUCAAGUGUUAAACGUUUUAUUGUUUCACAGAAAGUUGAAGAUUGGGCUAAUAAAAGAACGUGUGAUUUGUUCACAGUAAUAUUUUUAUCUUCUAAGAAAUUCACACAAAUAUCUGGUUUUAAAUUUAUUACAUGUAGAGCUGUAUGAAUAAUUUUAAUGUUAUCACCAAAACCUGUGAAUUGAUUCUUGAUACCUAUAAAUAUAAAAAUGCUUAAUGUACCUGAAUCUUAGUACUUUUCUAUCUCAUAUUUUAACCACUUUUACCCUUUGGAGACCAACUUCCGAUAUAUCGAACUAUGUGCAGUCAAUGCUUAUAGGGAGUAAACAGAGAGUGGGACUAUUUUAUUAUCCGGAGGUCACUAUUUUAAAUUACAGUUUUAAGUACACUACAAUAAAUUACAGUAUUAAAAAGAACAAAAAGUCACAAGUAAUUACGACAAGUUUAUCGUAUUCUGCCUCCCAAAAGGGAGUGAUGUCGGUGAGAAUUGAGUUGAAUGUUGAAUGCAUCGCCACCAGUUGCCUCCAAUAAAAAACUUUCCUCGUCAGUUAAUAAUUAUUCAUGAUGAAAUUAUAAAUUAAUCAAGCACAUGACACUCAGUGAAAACAAAUACAAAAAUAACAACAAUUAAUUAUUCGCAAGUGACCGUGAUUUGUGCGUCUGGGCCUACUUGAAUGGUCGCUGAUCUAGGCCUAUUUGGAGGUGAUUUGGCGGCAGGAAGUAUGACUCAUCUGGUAUUUUUUUUAUUCAUUAUGAAACAAGGAAAGUACUAGUAACAUAUAAUGAAGUUUAUUUUUGUCUCUCGAUGUCUCUCAAAACGGUUGCUGUGUUACUUAUUUCUGUGUUUCGUUUGAUUAACGUGAACAAUGAGUCAGUGUACUGAACAAGAGUAGGCAUAUCUGGAAAAUAUUUGGUUUAGUUCUUAUGAGUCCAAUUUUAUCCAUUGAUUGUUGGAAAGUGGUAUUUAGGAUGUUGUACAAAAUAUAUAUAAAUAUAUAAUAUUCCUAACUGAGAAUUAUCUUGAGAGUCAUGCUUUUUUUAGUUCUAUAUAGACAUAUUCCCUGUUAGAAUACACAAGGCUUUAUGCCUCAACAUUUUUUUAUCACUGUCAAGAGUGGUUUGAAACUAUUUUUUCUAAAAUGUCAAAUUUACAAUACCGGUACUUGAUCUAUACACAACACUAAUCAUUAAAACUGAACUACAGAAUACAGGUCACAAUACGUCUGCGUUCGUCUACUAACCACCUAAGACUGACCAGAGAUUUUAAGAAGUUCAUCUAGCAUGAACCAAUAAUAACAAAAGGGCCCAUUCCUAUCCCCCUUCCUUUAUAUUUCUGCUAUCUUGUUUUUGUCUGCCAUGACGAUUGCCAUUGGCUAGUGCCCUCUGGUUUGAUUUGUGGUUCCUAAAAUAAAGCCAUUUCCCUCGAAAUUCUGCAAAUCCCAUAAAAAUAGCCCAGUAUUUCUCGCUUACUUCUUGUAGUGUAGUCUGGUCUCCAAAGGGUUAAAUAUAAUAAGCAACAUUUUAUCUUAAUAUAUUUGUGACAUGUGAUUUAAACUUUUAUUUUUGUUUACCGCAGGUCAAGAUUUAUGUAAUAGGAGUAAUUUAACAUUGGUGUGUCAAGUGGAAGGAAGGUACCCUUAUUUAAAUAAGUAACAGCAUUAACAAAAAUAUUACUUUGAAGCUUAUUUUAGGACCAUUUUGCUCUAUCUUCCAUAAUUUUAACAUAUGUACAUUUUUCUUAAAAAUAAAAGAAGAUAACAUACUAUAAACGCUUAUAAAUUAGGUUGGGACUUUGCGAACAACAUACUGUAAACCUAUUUUUGAAUUCCUAGUAAAUCUUUAACAUAUUGACUGCCAAAUAUUUUGUAUGGGAAUAGGUUGAUUUCGAUACUAGAAAUUUCCCAUAUAACCUUUGAUUCAACAAAGCAGGCAUCAAGUGCCUUUAAAGCUGUGUAUUCCUCUCUGAAUUUUGCUCUUAAUUGACGGUUUAUUAAGAGGGCUACAAUCCACUUGACAACAUCUGAAGGAACUCCUAUCCUUUUCAGUUCUGCUUCCAUGGGUUCUUAUGCUACUCUGUUCAAAGUUGCUCCAAUGUCCAUAAGACACUACUAGAGCUUCCUUUUUCUUGAAGGUGUCUUUUACUUACUCCACGAUAUAUAUGGAGAACGGUAGUGGUUGACCUUCCUUCUACAUGUGCAUGUUGAAAUAAGUCUGAGUGGGCAUACCGAAAAGGUUUCAUUCCUUAUGUGUUUAUUUAUAAUUUUUUUCAUGGUUUUCACUAUGAAGGAGGUUAGGUUGAUCAGCCUUUAUAGCUUAGGCUGAGACAAUUCUCUAUCCUUUCUUUCACCACUAAUGCCAUCCUCCAGUUCUUUGGAAUAUAGUCAAAAUCAUAGUUGCUCCUGAAGAGGGGUAUUUGAUUAUUUAUAAGAAUAUAUAACCCUUUGUGUAAUAGGGGCAGAAGAAAUAUCCCAUCCACACCUGGUGAUUUAGAGUACUUAAAAGAAAUGACAGCCCAUUUAACCCUUUCUACUGAGAAGAUUUUCCUUGAGUGCUGUCUGGUCCUGACAACCUCCCGACAACACCCACCCCCUCUCAGUAUAUUAUAUAUUAAUAUAAUUUUCCUUCAAAAUCAUAAGGACCUCUAUACGUAUUUUAUGUAUUCUCAGUAGUGAUUCCAACAAUGGUAUCAAGAGUCAAUAUUCCGUAAUUUGGUGUGGUGCGGUCAGGAUUACAAACAUGUUGCACUUUAAAAUUGUAUUAGUGCUGAUAAUAUCUGUUUUAUGUAAUGUUCUUGCAAUAUCUUUUCAUUAUUUAAUCACAUUGUAAUUCUUUUUAAGUAAGAUAUGGCUAUUUUUAUUUACUAAUAUUUUUUGUAUAUGUACAGUAUAUAAUACACUAAUAUCACAACUGCUUAACAUUUUUGUUUUCUACCACAUGUUUUUAUUCAAAUGUUCUAUCAUUUCUUUACAAAUGAUACAUACUAAUUAAAUGAAACAUAAAAAGUUCAGGUAGACCAUAACAGAAUCUAUUUAACAAGCUGCUUGAUGAAAAAACUGUUUUAUGAUGAUGAAUUAAAGUACUUGUACCUGUAUAAAAGGUUCUGCUUUUAGUAUGUCAAUACAGCAAUUGCAAAUGCUUUCAAAGUAUUAUAUGUUUGUUGUCAUUAACCGUAAUAUUUUAACUAAAAAGAUCUUUUAACAUUUCUUGGUUAUCUUGGUAAUAAACUAUUCUAUAUGAGUUUUAAAGUUUAUUUCUGUAUUUGUUAAUUAUAUUUCUUAUGUAAGGUCUAAUAAUAAAAAAUGUAUACCGACUAAAAUAUACUCUCUUCUAGUAUAAUUAAAAAUAUAUACUGUAUUGUUAUCAUUAUAAUACUUAUAUAUAUUUAUUAAUUUUGGCAUAUUUAUAAUUUUUCAUAAAAAAUAGGUCUGUCAAAUAAAUUAUUGAUACAUGUAAAUUUUGGAACUCAUUUUAGUUUUCUUUGUUUGAUGUUCUUUUAUAAGUCAUAUGUUUGUCCAUAAUGGCUAAUCUGUGUUUAUACAUACAACUACAUGUAAAUUUUGGCUAAGUAAAUUGCUAAUAUUCAUGGGACAGGAGUUGGACAUACACCUUUUUUUAAAAGUAGAGUCCAAAAUAAAAUAAUAAAUUGUUGUGAAGUGCGGA
Molecule: messenger RNA, 10214 nt
Organism: Homalodisca vitripennis (glassy-winged sharpshooter)
Lineage: Eukaryota; Metazoa; Arthropoda; Insecta; Hemiptera; Cicadellidae
Product: ataxin-7-like protein 1
Exons: 10
Coding region: 153-1544 (463 amino acids)
Source: RefSeq, a predicted model, not a curated record